Messenger RNA from Aspergillus tanneri, 768 nucleotides. RefSeq lists its product as uncharacterized. The record is from RefSeq and is a predicted model, not a curated record. The transcript has 2 exons. Bases 1 to 768 code for a protein of 255 amino acids. NCBI's taxonomy places the organism in Eukaryota, Fungi, Ascomycota, Eurotiomycetes, Eurotiales, Aspergillaceae.
AUGGCCCGCCUUAAUUUGUCCGUUCUUGCUGCCUGCUUUAUUCUUUCUGCUCUGGCUUCAGCCCUCCCUACCAAGCGCUUUGAUCCUAUGGCCGAUGAGGAUGACAUGACCGCGGCCAGUGCAGCCGCAGUGGCCAGGGACUCUUUGCAAUCCACCGUCAAUUUCUUUGAUGAUAUGAACGAAAUGUGGAAGGUGGACCACGCGGAGAAGAUCAAGGACAAGGCCAUCGGGAAAAUGCAGGCUAGUGAGAAGGCGAAGGAGGAGGUAGAGAAGGAGGAAGAGAAGGUGGAAGAGCAGUUGGAAGAGGAGGAGCAGGCUAUGGCCUCACAGCCUUCGCCUUCGCCCGUUGCGUCUGUCCAACAUAGCCCUGUCCAACAUAAACCCGUUCAACAUCGCCCCAGCAAGCCCAGCUCCAGCCAGCCCAACCCCAGUAAGCCCAGCCAACAUCACAAUGCACAAACCUCUCAUACUCAAAGCGAGGACAUUGGAGAUGGCAAGAACAAGAGCACUGGGGCAGAUAAGAACGAGUCUGGAAAACAAGAGCCAGCCCCUGAAAAGGAAAGCACUCCGGAAAAUGAUGAAGUGCCGACACGUUCGGGGAAGUCUGAUAAGGUGGCCACCAAACCAUCGGCCACGGUAUCGACGCCUAGCCCGGCCAGCAGCAGCAGCGCCGCCGCAACCCCGUCCAGCACCCAUGAGGUGACGAACAACUUUUUCUCCAAAAUCCCUGUUCUCGGUAAACUCUUGAGCGGCGGCGGAUUGAAUUAA